Molecule: messenger RNA, 6135 nt
Organism: Panthera uncia (snow leopard)
Lineage: Eukaryota; Metazoa; Chordata; Mammalia; Carnivora; Felidae
Gene: NEMP1
Product: nuclear envelope integral membrane protein 1
Exons: 9
Coding region: 478-1662 (394 amino acids)
Cellular component (GO): nuclear envelope
Source: RefSeq, a predicted model, not a curated record
UAGACCUUUGUCAGAUAUGUGAUUUGCAAAUAUUUUCUCCCAUUUUGUGCGUUAAUCUGUUUACUUUCUUGAUAAGGUGCUUUGAAAUACAAAAGUUUUAAAUUUUUAUGCACUCUGAUUCAUCUGUUUUUUCUUUGGUUGCUUAUGCUUUCAUGUCGUAUCUAAGAAACCAUUGCCUAGCAUGGUCAUGAAGAUCCACCCCUGAGUUUUCUUCUAAGUGUUUUAUAGUUUUUGUUCUUAUGUUUAGGUUUAAGAAGAAAUUUAACUUCAAAAUUGGUCUUAGCUUCACCCUAAAACCAUUUUGGACUGGCAGGCAUCAUUGCCUUUUUUUGUGUGUGUAACUUUGCUUUCUUAAAGUUUUGUUUUGUUUUUUAGUUUAUUUAAAUCUAUCCAUCUUUGUACCUAGACCAGAGUGAUAACUGCAUUUCCACUUAGAGUAGCACUUGAUAAGUUGCUGGGAUUGACAUAAACGUGGUCAUGCUUCAGGAAUCCCGAGUUUAUAAUAUGAGUGACAGGCAACAGUUCUGUUAUAAAAAUGUGCUUAUCCCAAAGUGGCAUGAUGUGUGGACACGGAUACAGAUCCGGGUAAAUAGUUCCAAGCUGGUACGUGUCACCCAGGUGGAGAAUGAAGAGAAACUGAAGGAGUUAGAGCAGUUUAGUAUCUGGAACUUUUUUUCCUCCUUUUUAAAAGAGAAAUUGAACGAUACCUAUGUUAACGUGGGUCUAUACAGCACAAAAACCUGCCUCAAAGUUGAGAUUAUAGAGGAAGACACCAAGUACAGUGUCAUUGUGACCCGGAGAUUUGACCCCAAACUCUUCUUCAUUUUCCUGCUUGGACUUGUGCUAUUUUUUUGUGGAGAUUUGUUGAGCAGAAGCCAAAUCUUCUACUAUUCCACUGGGAUGAGUGUGGGAAUUGCGGCCUCUCUGCUAAUCAUCAUUUUCAUACUGUCCAAGUUUAUGCCCAAGAAAAGUCCCAUUUACGUCAUACUGGUGGGAGGCUGGUCCUUUUCUCUGUACCUCAUUCAGCUAGUUUUAAAAAAUUUACAAGAGAUCUGGAGGUGUUACUGGCAGUAUCUUUUAAGCUAUGUCCUCACAGUUGGAUUCAUGAGUUUUGCAGUCUGUUACAAGUAUGGGCCCUUGGAGAAUGAACGAAGUAUCAACCUGCUGACCUGGACCUUGCAGUUGAUGGGCCUAUUUUUCAUGUAUUCCGGUAUCCAGAUACCACACAUUGCCCUUGCCAUUAUCGUCAUUGCACUGUGUACUAAGAACCUGGAGUACCCUAUUCAGUGGCUGUACAUCACCUACAGAAAGAUGUGUAAAGCAACAGAAAAGACUGUCCCCCCUCGUCUCCUGACAGAAGAAGAAUAUCGGAUACAAGGAGAGGUGGAGACCCGAAAGGCUUUAGAGGAGCUUCGAGAAUAUUGUAACAGUCCAGACUGCUCUGCUUGGAAGACUGUCUCUCGAAUCCAGUCUCCAAAGAGAUUUGCUGACUUUGUGGAAGGUUCUUCUCACCUCACACCAAAUGAAGUUUCUGUCCAUGAGCAGGAAUAUGGAUUAGGGAGCAUUAUUGCCCAGGAUGAACUCUAUGAAGAAACAUCCACUGAGGAGGAGGAGGACUCAGAUUCUCGGUACCCCACUGUCACACAGCAGAUCAACUCCUGACUUAGGUGGUGGUCGGUUAUUUUUAUGUGGACUGGCUUGGGACCUCGAUGGUCCAUGUUGUAUGUGUGUGCAGCUGCUUCUCAGCUCUUUGAAACGGGGUGAGAUAGUACAGAAAUUCUCCCACUGAAAUUAGAGGCCUGAGCAGGCCUCCCUCUGGCAAUGGUCCUGGUGGUCUCUGUGGGAUCCCUGAGGAAGGAGAGUGGAUAAAAUAUUGAAUGCUUCCCAAAGCUUCCCAUUGGUUGUGGGCCCACCUUUAUGUUUCAAAAACCAAAAUCAACAAAACAAAACAAAACAAAACCCCAAAAACAACCAAACAAACAAAAAAAAAAACUGGAUGGCCACAGCUAGCACAGCAUUCUAGCUCUUCUUAAAAGUUCAUUUGGUGGUGGCAUUUCUGCCACCAUAGCUGGCACUCAAAAGUGAGAACUAUUAUAUGUGUGCAGUAAUGCUUUCAGAUCACAGGCUGCAUCUUCCAGAGAGAACUCCACGCAUCUGAGCCUCCUUCACUUCUGUUUUUAUUUGUCUCAUUUUUUAAAUGAAUAUAUAUUUUUAAAUGUAACAGAUUCAUGUUCCAGAACCAGCAAGUGCUCCAGAUUGACAAGCCCAUAGGCCCCUAUGUUUAUUAAUAUGGAUUAUCCGUUAAAGCCCCAGAAUUGUUGUGUUGAACUUUGAAUUAGUUCUCACAAUACAAUAUUCUAAGUCAUGCUUGCUCUUGGGAACAUGCCUGUAAACUCUUCUGUAGGGGAGGUCUGCAGGCUUUUUAUUAUAUCCCAACUUUUAAUUGUAUCUUAAAAAGACCUUUGCAUUCUUUUCUUCCCAUUCCUCCUUGCCCCCUUUGCCCUUUCAGGAAGUGUCUAUUUCCUCAACUGUGAAGUAUGUACAAUUUAGAGUUUGUUUCAUUUCUUAUAUUCUCUCCCCCUUGGUUUGUAGCAUUAUUUCUGCUAGUUGGGAGAAGUGAUCAUUUUUAGAGAAUUUAAAUGCUUUUUACAGGUUCUUCAUUUUUCCUGUCAGUGGGACACAUAUCUUUUGAGUUGCUGUGGAACCAAGAAACUUUCCUUUUCCUUUCUCCUCCUUUGUCUGCCCAUUCUGCCUAUUCCUUUCAGCCUUUCCUUAGCCCCUGUACACCCCCCAUCUCCCAAUUUGGCUAAUUUGUAAGCUCUGAAACUUGUCUGUGAAGUUUCCUUGAUACAACAUAUAAAUUGCAGCUAUGUAGCUGCCACAAUUUGCAUUGCCAGGAAACAGACCUCCAGGUAACCUUCAUGCCUCUGGAUGUUCAUUCACCCAUCAGGAUCAGACACAUUUUUCCAUGAACUUAGUAUACUUAUUUGCAGUUCCAUUUCUGGCUAGAGAUUCAUGCUGCCUUUUAUUACAUUGGCAUUAGUUUCACAUUCUUUUGCCAUUGGAAAGUACCCUUAUAAACCAGCAAUGUCAUUUAUGAGGGAACAAAUUCCCAAGUCUCUGUCAUUUGCUUGGUUCUGUCUUUAUGAUCUUCACCCUCGUACCUUGUAAGAAGCUAUAAUUACUCUAGCCAGGAAGCUAGGCACUGAAGUCAGGAGCAUAGCAUCAGACUCACUGUUUACCAUGAUCAUGGAGAAGGCAGAUGAAUUUUUAAAAAGCUGCAAUGACUCCUUCAGACCAGCCACUCAGCAGAUAAUCUUGAAAGACCCUGGGCUCAUUACUGACUUCCAAAAUGUCAGCGCUGAGACUCCCCCCCAGGUGGCCAGUUGACUAUUACCACCAGUGUUUCCCACAGCUUUACACUGUCCUAGAGUGACAACUACCUCAAUUGGCAGCAAAUGUACAUAGAGUAGAAAGUGAAAAAGCAGUAUUUGGGCAGCUGCUGUGGGUUAAAGUUGCAGGGCAAAGGAAUUUUAUAUCAGGAAACCUUUAUGCCUUUGUAAAUUAAGUACAUGGUAAAAUUUUAUUUCUGUGUGAAGAGCUGUUAAGACCUCUGGGAUAUAUUCUUUUUUGCUCUAUUUAUAGAGAUCAAGAUCUAGCAUAUUUGAGCAUAAGUUAAUUUGAAAAAAAUAGUUCAUCAGUACAAGUGGUCUCAGGAUUACCUGGAGACUUUGGUGCCUUCCCUCAAAUAGCUCCUUAAGGAGGUGGUAGCUUGCCUCCAGGGUAACUUUUCCUGGCUCUUUAUUUCAGUGAGAAAGCACUGUGAAGCAGGGAAAGAGUCUCCUCUUUUUCUGUUUAGUUAAACUCCUGUGAAAUAUAGUUUCCAUCUCCAGACCAGUUUUUUCACCGUGUUUGAAUUUGGGGUAAGCUCAAACUCAGUUUAUUACUCCAUGUCUGGUCGUCGGAGAACUGAGCUGUAGGCAGUGGAGGUGACAGCAGAUCCCACAGCAUGAGAGCUGCUCUCAGACAGUGAAGGACGGUGCCCGGUGCCUUUGGCGUGCUGUGUGUCCUUGCCCUGCCUGCCUAUAUGGCUCUGCCCCAGAUGCUUCAGAGCCUCUGUGUGCCUGCAGAUUGUUUGACUCCAUAAACCUUCUCCAGGAACUUCUGUUGUCUCUCUCUUGGCCACUUAGUCUGCUGGCUCAGUCACUACUUGAAGCCCCCAUUUAAUUUUCUCUGGCAGUUGCAGCUCUUGCAAUUCAGCAUAGUCUCAUCUCCCAGACUGAUCUCAUCAAGAAGGAUUGAAGGGAUAACCAUGGAGUGAACUGGACAUUGGAGCCACGUCUGCUGCCGUGUCAGCGUUUUGCUUGCAAAUAUCAAGCUGUAAAUUGGCCCUCUUUAGGGCCAGGGUCUCUUUAGCAUCGGAAAUCUAUCGCCUCUAAUUGGUCUGACCAAGUUAUGUAGAGCAUGACUGCCAUUAAUGGGAAUAUGAAAGCCAGCUGGCCUAAAACAUUUCCCCUUCACUUUCCCUCUCAGAUUGCUUUCUCGAGACCAAUGGAACCAGUCACCAAAAAUGAGGACAGUUUAGCAACUUGGAUGUCUUCUAAUAAGAAAGUCCUAUCAGCCACUUCAUCCCACCAAAACUAGUUUAUUUCCUUUUUUUUUUUUAAUUAAAAAAAAUAUUUCUGUCAGCGCAGAGCCUGUUGUGGGGCUCGAACUCACGAACCACGAGAUCAUGACCUGAGCCGAAACCAAGAGUCAGACGCUUAACCAACUGAGCCACCCAGGUGCCCCAAAGCUAGUUUAUUUCUCCCCCCAAAUUCAUGACUUUUUGUCUGUUACAAAGGGGAUUUUGCUGAUCAUAGUGUUCGGGCCCCAGUGUUCUAUUUUGUGCUGUUACAUCCCAUUCAAAACCUAGCCCUCUCCUUACUGAUGGUGUUCCCUUCAAUCCAAUUCCCACCUGGCACUUAUGUUAGAGAGUUGAUGAAUGAAAGGGCCCAAAUAGGCCAGAUAGUCCUCCCUGGCUCUGACAUCCAUAAAAAGCUUGGGAAUGGAUUAUGCAAUUGCCCUCAAUCUUUUUGUUCCAGAAAAAAAGACGGGCUCAGAUGGAUGCCUGCGUAAAAAUGGUUCUUAGCUGUGUACUCAUAACUUUUCUCUGAAUUGAGUAGUGAAAGUUGAAGUAGGAGGAAAGGAAAUUAAAUGUCCUUCUAGUAUUCCUUUGGACUCAGGUCUGACAUAUGAGAUAAUAACCUAUAUUGAAAUGCCAAGAACUUUAUCUUAACCAAGGAGAGGGCAGUUUGACAGAUUUAUUAUGCCUUCAUGUUACAUAGGCACUGAAACUAAGUAAUAAACACAUAAAAUAGCCAUUUGCACAAGACAAAGGCACCUAAAACCUUUCAUGUUUUGAUGUAGCAGAAAUUGAUUAUAAUUUUUAGAGAAACCUAUGCAAUUAUGGUGAUCCAGUGGUGUCUCUUGGUAACUUAGCUUAUGGUUUCAGUUGCUGUGGAGUUGGAUUCUAGAUGGUCACUACCUUUAAAAGGGUGUUUGGUGCCUUAUGUGUUGGGAGCCAGAGCCUGCCUGAAAUAAAAGUAGACUCAUGUCAACAUCAACACACAGCUUUAGUGGGGGUGGGAAUGGCACACAGCCUCCCCCAAAUUGGGGACUUGGGCUCCCACAUCCCUCCCCAUGUGUGUCAUCUUCCUCUUUACACUCUUGACAGUAACUUGAAAAUGGUGAAAUCAUCUUCUCUGAACUUUCCUAUAGUUGGGCGACAUUCUUAUCAUGUUAACAUAAUAGAUAGCUCAUAAUGUGAGUAUUAGAACUGUUACAGCCUGCAGUUGCCUCAGUUUCCCAUGUUUCUAGAAUUGAUGGUGAAAUAGCAGGGGUAAGGAAUUACUCGGUAAGUUUUAGCCUGUGGGUAAUGCCUUAGUGUUAUUUAAAAGAUUUGUCAUUUAUAUUUAAAAUAAAUGUUCACGAAUGUUUGAAAGGAACAAAAUGAUCAGGGAUGGCUCUUUGCCAUGGGUCUCAUUUUCCCUCUUUUCUGUAAGAAAAAAUAACAGUGUCUUAUUAUAUAUUUUUUCAUUUUUAUUGUACAAGUUUGUAAGUAAUCCAAAUUUUAAUAAAGUUUUAUAGACUAUA